AUGGCCUCUGAUGCUGGAGGAAAGUUCUCUCGUGCUAAGCCUCACGUUAACAUUGGUACCAUUGGUCACGUUGAUCACGGUAAGACUACCUUGACUGCUGCCAUCACCAAGGUCUUGGCUUCAGAUGGUGGUGCUGAGUUCAGAGAUUACAGUCAGAUCGAUAAAGCCCCUGAGGAAAAGGCUCGUGGUAUUACCAUCUCUACCGCUCACGUUGAAUACGAAACCAAGAACCGUCACUAUGCUCACGUCGACUGUCCUGGUCACGCCGAUUAUAUCAAGAAUAUGAUUACUGGUGCUGCUCAGAUGGAUGGUGCCAUCAUUCUUGUCUCUGCCACUGACGGUCAAAUGCCUCAAACCCGUGAACACUUGUUGUUGGCCCGUCAAGUUGGUGUUCAAAGCUUGGUUGUCUUUGUCAACAAGGUUGACCAGGUCGAUGAUCCUGAAAUGCUUGAACUUGUCGAAAUGGAAAUGCGUGAUCUUUUGUCUGAAUACGGUUUCGACGGUGAAAACACACCCAUCAUCAAGGGUUCUGCUCUUGCUGCCCUCGAAGGUCGUGACCCCGAGAUUGGUGAAGAAAGAGUCCGUGAGUUGAUGGACGCUGUUGAUGCCCACAUUCCUACACCUAUCAGAGAUUUGGAUAAGCCUUUCUUGAUGCCUAUUGAAGAUGUCUUUUCUAUUUCUGGUCGUGGUACUGUUGCCACCGGUCGUGUUGAACGUGGUGUUAUCACCAAGAACAGUGAAGUUGAAAUUGUUGGUAUGGGACCUACCGUUAAGACCACCCUUACCGGUAUUGAAAUGUUCCGUAAGGAAUUGGACCGUGGUGAAGCUGGUGACAACAUGGGUGCCCUCUUACGUGGUAUCAAGCGUGAACAAAUCCGUCGUGGUCAAGUCCUCUGUGCCCCUGGUACUGUUAGAUCCCACAAGAAGUUCAUGGCUCAAUUGUAUGUCUUGACCAAGGAAGAAGGUGGUCGUCACACUCCUUUUGUCAACAACUACCGUCCUCAAAUGUUCGUUCGUACCACUGAUGUCACCGUCAGUCUUCAACACCCUGAAGGUACUGAAAACCCCGAAGAGAAGCUCAUUAUGCCUGGUGACAAUGUUGAAUUGCAAUGUGAACUUGUUCAUGAUGUUGCUCUUGAAGAAGGUCAACGUUUCACUAUUCGUGAAGGUGGUAAGACCGUUGGUACUGGUAUUGUUACCAAGAUCUUGGAAUAA
Molecule: messenger RNA, 1215 nt
Organism: Rhizopus microsporus ATCC 52813
Lineage: Eukaryota; Fungi; Mucoromycota; Mucoromycetes; Mucorales; Rhizopodaceae
Product: translation elongation factor Tu (EF-TU)
Exons: 2
Coding region: 1-1215 (404 amino acids)
Biological process (GO): mitochondrial translational elongation
Cellular component (GO): mitochondrion
Molecular function (GO): translation elongation factor activity; GTPase activity; GTP binding
Source: RefSeq, a predicted model, not a curated record